Messenger RNA from Eucalyptus grandis, 927 nucleotides. RefSeq names its product protein ACCELERATED CELL DEATH 6-like. The transcript has 2 exons. NCBI's taxonomy places the organism in Eukaryota, Viridiplantae, Streptophyta, Magnoliopsida, Myrtales, Myrtaceae. Gene Ontology annotation, molecular function: protein phosphatase 1 binding; protein phosphatase regulator activity. Gene Ontology annotation, cellular component: plasma membrane. The record is from RefSeq and is a predicted model, not a curated record. Bases 1 to 927 code for a protein of 308 amino acids.
AUGGGUCAUCUUGAAACAACCAAGGAGCUGCUUCAAAAUUGGCCAGAUCCAGAAGAGUUGCUUACUUUAAAUAAACGACGAAAUAUACUUCACCUUGCGGCAAAGUAUGGAAGGGUCUCAGUGGUAAAGUACAUACUCGGAGAUCCUAAGUUUGAGAAGCUUAUAAAUGCCAAAGACAGGGAAGGAAAUACGCCUCUACAUAUAGCUACAUUAAACUGGCAACCCGAGGUUCUGCUUUCUCUCUCCCGGGACAACAGAGUUGAUCUAAAGCUUGUAAACAAUGACAACUUGACGGCUCUCGACAUUAGCUUAACAGGAAUUAUCUUAGUCUCAGCUGGAGCACGUAGAAGCAAAGACGAAGGAUUUUGCCAAACAAAAAGCCAAGGCUUGGCGAGAGGUCUAGAGUCUUCAGAUAGACUAAAAACUGAGGCCAACACCCGUAUGGUUGUGGCAACGCUUGUUGCCACUAUUACAUUUGCCGCUGGCUUUUCUGUUCCUGGAGGAUAUAAUAACUCUGAACCAGAUGCAGGAAUUGCUACACUGUUGAACAAACCCAUAUAUGACAUCUUUGUGAUCAGCAAUACCAUAGCCAUGUACAGCUCGAUAAUUUCAGCUGUAAUCCUUCUAUGGACACAGAUAAGUGAUUCGGUUGCGAUGCUUUAUGCCCUUAAAAGGGCAAGGACACUGCUGCUCAUAGCUCUUUUGACAAUGGGAGUGGCCUUCAUGGCGGGGGUCUAUGUGACCAUAAGCAAACGCAAUUGGAUUGCCAUUGUCAUCUGGGCCAUCGGAACCAUUGCCCUCUCCGUUAUCUUGAGUCUUUACCUUGCCUUGUUCUUUCCACUUGGGUACAAUUCUCGCUUUGUCCGGCUCUUCGCGGACUACAUCAUUAGAGCUGGUAUAUUAAUUUCAAGAAGUGUGGCCGAAUGA